Messenger RNA from Phaeoacremonium minimum UCRPA7, 765 nucleotides. RefSeq names its product putative 60s ribosomal protein l2 protein. Bases 1 to 765 code for a protein of 254 amino acids. Gene Ontology annotation, biological process: cytoplasmic translation. NCBI's taxonomy places the organism in Eukaryota, Fungi, Ascomycota, Sordariomycetes, Togniniales, Togniniaceae. The transcript is spliced from 5 exons. Gene Ontology annotation, molecular function: structural constituent of ribosome; RNA binding. The record is from RefSeq and is a predicted model, not a curated record. Gene Ontology annotation, cellular component: ribosome; cytosolic large ribosomal subunit.
AUGGGUCGCGUUAUUCGCAACCAGAGAAAGGGUCGCGGAUCCAUCUUCACCGCCAACACUCGCCUUCGAAAGGCCCCGGCCCAGUUCCGAACACUCGACUACGCCGAGCGACAUGGUUACGUCCGCGGUAUUGUGAGGGAGAUCAUCCACGACCCCGGCCGAGGUGCUCCUCUGGCCAAGGUUGUCUUCCGGGACCCCUACAAGUUCAAGCAGCACACCGAGACCUUCAUCGCCAACGAGGGAAUGUACACUGGUCAAUUCAUUUAUGCCGGAAAGAACGCUGCUCUGACCGUUGGCAACAUUCUGCCCCUGGGCUCCGUUCCUGAGGGUACCGUUGUCUCAAACGUGGAGGGCAAGAUUGGUGACCGAGGCACUCUGGGCCGCACUUCCGGCAACUACAUCACCGUUGUUGGCCACAACCCCGACGAGGGCAAGACGAGAAUCAAGCUGCCCUCUGGCGCCAAGAAGGUCGUCCACAGCCAAUCCCGAGGCAUGAUCGGUAUUGUCGCUGGUGGCGGCCGUACUGACAAGCCCAUGCUGAAGGCUUCUCGUGCUAAGCAUAAGUUCGCUGUCAAGCGCAACAGCUGGCCAAAGACUCGUGGUGUUGCCAUGAACCCCGUCGACCAUCCUCACGGUGGUGGUAACCAUCAACAUAUCGGUAAAGCCUCUACGAUCUCCAGGUACGCUGCACAGGGUCAAAAGGCCGGUCUUAUUGCUGCGAGAAGAACUGGUCUGCUGCGUGGUACUCAGAAGACGAAGGAGUAA